CCCAGGGUGGAUUAGUCUCUCCUCCCAGUUGCGGUCCUGAUAGUCUUCUGUGGCUGUGCUCUCUGAAGCGGGCAAACAGUGUGCCCAGAGAAGGAGGAAAGUAGUAGAAGCUGACCCUGAUCUGGCAGGUUGGUGGGCGCAGCCUGGAGUUGGGGUGGAAAAAGGCAGUGACCAGAGCAGAUCCAGGUCUGGCUUCUGUCUCAACCUUGAAGCUCACCUAUUUGGUGUCUUGAGGUUCCUUGGCACAGCAGAUUUGACUGCUGAGAGAAAGGCAGCUUCUGAUCUCUACAGAAAGAAGACACAGGAAAAAACCUCAACAUGGAAAAUGUCCCCCAGGAAAACAAAGUUGGGGAGCAGGCCCCAGUAAAGAAUGAGGAAGAAGCUCGCCCAUUAGAAGGUGGUGAAGGCCAGCAGCCUGGAGGAAAUAUUAGAGGGGUUUGGGCUCCACAUGCCCAGGAUUUUGGAGAGGAUGUGCCCAAUAGGCUUGGUAAUAAUAUUGAUAUGAUAGAUGGAGAUGCAGAUGAUAUGGAAAGGUUCAUGGAGGAGAUGAGAGAGCUAAGGAGGAAAAUUAGGGAGCUUCAGUUGAGGUACAGUCUGCGUAUUCUUAUAGGGGACCCCCCUCACCAUGAUCAUCAUGAUGAGUUUUGCCUUAUGCCUUGAAUCUUGAGGUUAAUAAUCAUAACUCAACCCCCUGCUUUCCAACCUUGUAUUUUCUUGUUGUACCCUUUAUUGUGAACCUUUUGGUAUUCUUCUAUAUUCUAUUUGGAAUUUUCAUUUUGACCUAGUCUAUAAGUUUCUCAGUUAGCAGGGGAGUGUCAUGAACAUGCAUGAGAAAAGAUUUAUUACAUCUUUUAAAGUUAAUAAAGCAAUUUAAAAAGCGGUCUAGA
Sciurus carolinensis (gray squirrel) is the source of this 887-nucleotide messenger RNA. RefSeq names its product brain expressed X-linked 5 (gene Bex5). The transcript is spliced from 3 exons. The record is from RefSeq and is a predicted model, not a curated record. The coding region runs from base 319 to 660 and encodes 113 amino acids. Gene Ontology annotation, cellular component: cytoplasm. Gene Ontology annotation, molecular function: signaling receptor binding. Lineage: Eukaryota; Metazoa; Chordata; Mammalia; Rodentia; Sciuridae. Gene Ontology annotation, biological process: signal transduction.